UUGACUGCACUGCUCUGUUGAUCGGUCUGCGCAGCGGAUGUUUGCUAGAUUUUUCGGAGUUAUAUGCUUAUCUCGGUUCAGAUCGUUAUGUUCUCUGUCCCUAUCCAUUUAAAAACAUAACCUCACAGCACGUCAAAGUGAAGUUCACGUGUUGUUAUUAUACCCAUGUUCUUCUUGAUUUAAAUAAAAAUCAAUACAAAAGCAGGAGUAACAAUAAACUAUGGAUUCCGAGGACGACAACAAUGAAUUUUACUUCGAGUCUGAUCACCUUGCGUUGAAAGGAAACAAAGAUUACAUGUCACUGUUACAAACCAUUGUGAUGUUGGAGGCUCAGAGAACCCAGGCUAUUCGCGAUCUCGAUACAUUGUUGUCUUUUCGAGCAAAAGCAAUGAAGGAUCCAAUAUCCUUUGUUUCUGAGUUGCAAAAUGGUAAUCUCCCGGAGCUGCCUGGUCGUCACAAAAUUCCGGAGAUUCCGUACAUUGAUUGGAGUGCGUAUAAUAUCACUGGGCCGAAUUCACGAAUAAAACCACAAACCAGACAUGGAAAUGUUAUCCCACAAGUUCAAGUUAAAUCGGAGUCGGAUGAUGGAAAAAUUCUCGUUCGUGGUCGAGCAUUUGACGAAUCCAAACCAGAAACUUUCAAUCAAUUGUGGACAGCCGAGGAACAACGUAGAUUGGAAGAACUAUUGAUUGAAUAUCCACCGGAGGAAGUUGAGAUGAAGAGAUGGACUAAAAUCGCAAAUGCCCUAGGAAAUCGAACACCUAAACAAGUGUCCAGCAGAGUGCAGAAGUACUUCAUAAAACUAUUGAAAGCUGGACUGCCAAUCCCAGGUCGUGGACCUAAAGUCAAGACUGACUUCAAGAAAGGUCUUCAUCAUCGGAAUCUCAAGGGUUUACUCAGGAGAUCCACGUUUUUUCCACAUCAAGACUUCAAUGAUUAUGAGGAGAGGGAGGAGACGAGGUCACAUCCGUCGAUUACAACAGAAGAUUCGGAGGAUGAUGCUGGUCCUAGCACUGGAUCCGAAGAAACAUCAGAAUUACGACAAAUUCAAUUACUGAAACGAAUAAAAACAGAGAAAGAGGAGCAGGGACCCCUGUAUCAACACUUCGGUUACAAGUGCUCUAUCUGCGAUGAAGAGCCCCUGAAGGGAACCCGCUGGCACUGCACAGAGUGUCCUGACGUUGACCUGUGCAGUGACUGUGCUGUGGCUCAGAUGGAAGCAGUGAACCCCGUCCACACACCCCUGCACAGACUCACUGACAUUCGUCCACCUGAAUGCUCCAGAAACUACGACAAAGAUUAUUUACCCCAGAAUUUCGACGACUCCUCUUGUUACAAUUAUCUGGACCCAAAUUUUCUGCCAGGAUAAUAAGAAACUAUCUAAAAUUUAUUUAAUUCAAUAAAAAUAUAUUUUUACACUUC
Molecule: messenger RNA, 1422 nt
Organism: Diachasma alloeum
Lineage: Eukaryota; Metazoa; Arthropoda; Insecta; Hymenoptera; Braconidae
Gene: Atac1
Product: ZZ-type zinc finger-containing protein 3
Exons: 4
Coding region: 221-1369 (382 amino acids)
Molecular function (GO): zinc ion binding
Source: RefSeq, a predicted model, not a curated record